GAAACAGCAGCAGCGUAAAAAGAAAUUGUUUUCAGUUUCAGUUGCUGUCAGCAUUUGUCGCACAGUAAGCAGUCAACGACAAUUGCAACGGUUUUUGCGCUGGCGUUAAUUGAGUUGAUGUUGAUGACAUGCAUAGGCGAAUCGUUCGCGCCUGCCAUUCGCAUUUACAACUGAGCAACAACAACAGCAGCAGCACCAAAGGCGAAGAAGGCGUGCAAAGGCAACAACAACAAAAAUAGCAACAACGACGCAUACAUUAACAGCUAAAGACGCGAGCAACAGCGCCAAGUGACAGACGGAGCCAGCAAACUAAAGCGAGUGAGGCAGAGAGAGAGAGAGAGAGAGAGGGAGAGCACGCAAAGCAAAGAGUUGCAUGUGUGUGUGUGUGCAAUAUGGAAGACCUUUUUCUGCUAAUUAUCAAGGAGUCAACGGGCACCAAGCACAACGCGCUGCGACAAACGGCGCAAAUUGCUUACGAUAAACUUUAUCGACAGCAUGGCAUACACAGGGAUCCAUCGCACGAGCUGCGCUCCGUGUGCUUUACGGCAUUGCAAAUGGCCUUGGACACGAAGCGGCCAAAGUUCAUCACAAUGGGCCUUAAUGGUCUGCAUCGCGUCAUCAAGGAUGAGCGCUUCUACAUUGGCCUGGAGCCGGAGGAUGACUCUGUGUGGCUGCCCUCGCAGCUGCUGCGUGCCACAAAUGGAAUUUUGCCGUCGACAAGCAGCGAGGACACCGUGGUGAAUGUGUUGCGCCUGUUCCUGGCCAUGGCCUGCUCGCCGGCCUGCACGCUGAACGGGAGACUGCUCAUCGAGAUACUAUCGCGCUGCGGCGAGUGCUGGGAGCUCGGCUCAAGGGCUAUUAAGGCUGCUUCGCUGGCUGCCGCCUCGCAGUGCUUGCGCACCUUCUGCGCAUUCCUCAUCGAGGAGGCCGAGGAGGUAAAGAAGACGGCGCCCGCCGGCCUGAUGACGCAAACGCAGGCAUCGGCCGUCUACAACGAGGUCAUACCCGUGAUGCAGUGGCUCUGCAGUCGCCUGGUGGAGCCGAACGUCAACAAUGCGUCGCCGAACAAGAAGUGCGAGAAUCCCAGUUCGCUCUAUCUAACCGAAUGCAUCCUGACGCUCAGCUCGGCGCUGCCACGCAACGUGCACGCCAAUCCGCACUUCACUUCGUUCCUCUGGCAAAAGUUCUGUCCUACGUUGGCCGCGGCGCUCGGCUCGCCGGGUCGCAUUAAUCUGGACAAAAAGUUUACCUACAAAGACGCUCUGCACAUGAUUGAGAAUGAGGCGCGCGGGUUUUUUACUGGACCCGGCUUGGAUGGGCCGCAGGCGCGUUGCGUCUACCUGACUGCGAUUCAGUUGCUGCGCAUUGCCGGCGCCCAUGGGUCGCUGCGUCCAAUGCUGGAGGCGCUGUUCCAUCGCAUGGUCCUGCUGCCGGCGCCGCAGAAUCGCACCGAGCCGUUGCGCUGUGUACGCGAGAUCUUCAAGAGUCCGGAGCGUCUCAUCGAUCUGGCGGUCAUACUCUACGUGGACAAGAACACGGCGCAGGGCUGCAGCGAUGAGAUGGCGCUCUUUCGACUCCUGGUGGAUGCCAUGGAGGAGUGCGCCUAUGGAGCCAGUGCGGGCAGCGCCACAGAGGCGAGCCUGCAGGCGAGCGUGGAGUGCAUGGUCGCCUUGCUGGAUAGCCUGCAGGUCCUGUGCAGUGGCGAGCUGACCGAGUCCAUGAUCAGUGAUCAGAUCGUGCAAGUGGUCAAUUCGCGGCACGAGCUGCUCAAGGAUGCGGACUACUCCGGCCCGUUGACAUAUCAGAGCAUGGCCAGACUGCCGGCGCCGUAUCGGGAUGCGAUUGUGGAGUUUCGGCAAAAUGUGUUCGAAACGUCGUCCGGUUCGGAAAGCGAAUGUGAGCCGCCGCAUGAGCAGGACGCGGCCUCGAAUGGUUCGGGCGACACGGAGGGGCCGGAGGAUGACGAGCCGAGCAGCUCCAGCGAUGAGACAUCACGUGUGGAAAACCGCUGGCCCUAUUCCCACUUGGAGGCGCCCGUCAUGCCCAUCCGGACGGACAGCGACAACGAUCGCCAGCAUGCGCGAGACUUUGCGAAGGCCUUGCGCCAGGAUCUGGUGCCGAAGCUGCUGCGUUUGCGCAGCUGCGUCGAACUGGACGAGGCAAUGCAGGAGUUCGCGUCAGCCGUGUGCCAGGAGAACAGCAUGAACUUCUCCGAUUUCGAUUACAAUCUGACGGCCAUCAAUGCGGAUGGCAUUUACCUGGCCAUCUACUCCUCGCUGCUGCUCAGCCUGCAGCUGAUGCGUGCCGGCUACUACGAUCAGCACUCGGUGAAGGAGAGCAUCUUGGUGCCCAUGUCGGAGCAGCAGUUCGUUACCUCCGUGCAGAAUACGGGCGUGCUGGUCUACCUCUCCUCGCCCUGGCUCUGCGAGCUGUAUCAAUCGGUUAUUGUUUCCAAUAUACUGGAGGCCAUGACACGUCAGCAGCUGGACGGCAGCGGACCGCGUUGUGCCCUGGUCGACAUGCUCUGCGAUGCCGGCGGAUUGGCCAACACGCAAAUGCUAUCCGAGUGGCAGCGCCUGCAGACGGCGACAGUGAAGCACAGCGAUGACGAACAGCACGACAAACGACGCGAGGCGGCAAAGAAACUGUGCCGCCGCCUGCUCACCUGCUGCUGGGACUCGAUGGUCAUUGUGCUCAGCUCCGGGCUGGGAGAUCUGCAGAGCACCGCCUCCAACAAGCUGGUGGCGCUCUCCAAGCGCACGCUGCGCGUCAAGGCCAAGACGAACAAGUCCAAUGGAGAGGCGCUCUAUGCCAUGUGCCUGGAUGGACUGCAUUCGGCUGCCACCUUGAGCAACAGCCUCAAUUUGCAGCACUUGGCUGGAAAGAUACUCAAUCUGUUGGCCUCCAAUGUGUGCCAGACGAGCGGGCCACGCAUCUCGGCCAGCCAGGCCAUGUCCAUGGACGUGGUACUCACGGGCGGCCUGAAUUUGGGCAGCUACAGCGCCGACUGCUGGCAGAGCAUCUUCGCCGUCUGUCGCCAUGUCAGCCAGUUGGAGCACGAGAUCUUCAGUAUGCAGAAUCCCUCAAUAGCUGCGUCGCCGGGCAGCAGUCGUCGCGAUCUGGAGACGGGCGAGAAGCUGAGCAAUGGCAAUGGCCAGGAUAAGCUCAAUCUCUCCUCGAUUCCCAUCGACGAUGACGAAACGUGCGUGGAUGUCUACAGCUUCCUGCAGGCGCCGCUGCAGAGUCCCAACACGAACAUCACGUCUAUCCUGAAGGUGUACUCGGGCACCAAUGAGACGGUGCUGCUGAGCCAGAGCGAUACCUCGAAGGUGCUCUGCGCGCUGUCCCAUCAGGCCGAGAAUCUGUUCAGCGAUGCGGCCGAGCGGCUCAGUCUGCCAUCGCUGUGCCAAUUCCUGAAGCAUCUGUGCCGCGCCUCGCGCGAUCAGCUCUACAAGAGCCAGGUGGCGCGCAAGGGCGGCGGCACGCGCAUCUGGUGGCCGAGCAAGGGCUGGAAGAAGAUCGACUCGCUGCCCAUGUCGCUGCUACUGCAUCGCAUCGGCGACGUAACGCUCAAAGUGUUCCGCAGCUCGCGGCCGCUGCUGCACGUGCUCAAGGUGUGGGCCAUCACGGGACCUCAUCUAAUGGACGCCGCCUGUCAUCGGGAUCGCAUGAUAUCGAAGCGAGCCAUUGAGUAUAUCCACGAUAUCAUAACGGCGCUGCUGGUGGAGCAAUCGGAGCUGCCCUAUUUCCACUUCAAUGAGGCGCUGCUGAAGCCCUUCGAGAAUCUGCUCAGCAUGGACACGUGCGAUGUGGAUGUCCAGGAUCAGAUUGUUGCCUGCCUGUAUGAGAUCGUGGAGGCGCAUCGCACGGAAAUCCGCUCCGGCUGGCGGCCACUGUUCGGCACGCUGCGGAAUGCCCGCAGCCGUAUGCUGAACAUGAGCAAUAUCAUCGACAUCUUUCGCGUCUUCCUCGACUCGGACAAUACGCUGGUGUUCGCCAACGCGGGACUGGACUGCAUAUUGUGUUUGUUGUCCUAUUUGGAAAUCUCUGGCAAUAGCGGCGCCGGCAACUCCGGGUCGAAUAACAAUGCCUGUGGCGAGGACAACGACAAUACGUUCCGGCCGACAGAUUUUCUGCACGAAACGCUGCGUUUCCUGGAGCGAUGCUCCAGCAUAUUGGGCUUCAUGUACAGCAUGCCCAAGUGCCCGAACUUUCACUCGACGUACAAGAUCAAGGGCAUCUCGUACACGCAUAUCAUAGACGCCAACAUACCGAGCUCCAUGGAGAACUUCACCUACUUUGGCAACGACUAUCUGCAGACGAAGAACGAACAGUAUAUGAUAUCCUAUAGAUCGCUGCACAUCGACAAGGAUACAAUUGUGAAGAUCGACGAAAUGGACAAGCCGUCGGGGGUGCUGAAGGUGUGGUUCCUGCUGCUGGAUGGGCUCACCAAUUCGCUGAUUGUCUGUCCCUAUUCGCACCAGGCGCCCAUCUUGCAGACCAUCUUUAAGCUCUUCAAGAAUCUGAUGUCCACGCCGGGCAUCGACUUCGGUUUCUACUGCAUCAAUCAUCUGCUCAUACCCAUGAUACAGGAUUGGCUGCGCUACAUCAACAAGACGGCGACCAGCUGGCAGCAGAUUGAGAAGAACUUCAAGCACUGCUGCUGCAUGACCACUGAUCUGGUGGUGGAGUUCAUUGAGAAAUCGGUGCCGGAGCAGCGACGUCUGGGCGCUGGCACUAAGACCCGUCUCGCCCAGAUCGUGCAUCCCGCCGACAAUCUGAUCUACUCGAAGCUGAAGUUCGUUACGGAACAGCUGCCGGCGGCAGCGGACGGACAGCACCAGACGGGCGGCGCACAGUACGACAGCUGCUCCAGCUCGGCGAGCGAUGAGCACAAUAACAGCAACAAUAGCAACUCGACGAAUCCUCCAAAUCCAAAUCCCAAUCUCAAUGUCAAUCACAAUCUGAUCGAGUCGCCCACUAAGAUAUCGGGCUCGGCGACGUUGGCACUGAAGCAGCUGCUGCUCGUGCUGAUCGAGUGUGCGGCUCAGUCGCAGGAGGCGAUCGCCAGGAUCUCGGUGUCGUGCCUGAAGCACGUCAUCCUCUCCACGGGCAUGCUGUUCAACGAAUCGCAGUGGAUGAUUGCCUGCUCGGCCAUCCAUCGCGCCUGUACGGUGACAAUCGCGCCGCUGCGCCAGCUCUCCUUUGCGUUCCACGAGAAGUCGAACAGCUUCUACGGGGAUUGCGCCAACGUCAAGGUAGCGGCGCGCCGUGACAGCACACUGGAGGAGCUGGCACGCAUCUAUGCCCUGGCCCAGCAGGUCUUCCUCUCCGACAAUCAGCGUGAGCCCAACCAGAGCCAGGGCCCUGGCCAGGCGACAAGCCCAACUUCCGCGACAGCCAACCAAAUCAAGAGCUCCGGCUCGGGAUCGGCGCAGCUGUCGGAUGAUCGCAGCUAUUCGUUUCUGCUGUAUCCACUCAACAAUGGCUUCAAUUCCAAUCUGGAUAACUUUGUCAUUCGCAUUCCCUUCAAGAAUCUGGUUGUGGGUCUGCUGGCCAAUCAGAUGCUGCUGCAGCUGGUGGCCAAGCUGUUGCUCUCGCGUCUCAAGUGCGUGCCGCAGGCGGUGUCCACGUGCAUCUUCGACAACUAUGCCGCCUCCGCGUCGACGCCCAGUCAUGACUACGACCUGGACUUCCGCUCCAAGGAGAUUCUGUUGCGCUGCGUCAAGCAGUACUUGAUGUCCGCCCUGGAGUUCGAUUCGCGUCCUGGACUCAAGUUUCUGAUGCAGAAGGUCUCGAAUAUCGAGUACGCGGCCAAUUUGUACAAGCAGAUGACCUCCUCCUGGAUGAUCUACUACAUAGCGCUGGUCGACUCGCACCUGAACGACAUUGUGGUGUACAAUUUGGGCGCCGAGGAUCUGAACUUCAUUUUGGAAUCGUGCUCCAGGCUGAACACCACCACGGUCAAGAAGAAGGAGAACUUCGUGCGCUAUCUGUUCUGCCUGCAGGAUGCCUGGAAUCUGGUCUGCGAGCUAUAUUUGAGCAACUCGGCGCUGCACGACAUCGAGAACGGCAAGCUGCGCAGCCAGCAGCAGAAGCUGCCCAUGCAUCUGGGAGCGGCCAAGUCCAUGUGCAUUGCCCUCAAUGGCAACGGCGAUGCGGCCAGCAGCAGCGCCAACAAUCACACGGAUCUGACCAACGAUAUCAGCUACAAUGGACGCCCCAGUUCCACAUCGCCCAGCAAGUGCGUGCAGCUGGAGGAGGAGAAUGUGACGAUGACCACGUUGAUAAGCGAAUUUCAGCCAAAGUGCCGCAGCAAUCCGUUCGACACGAAUCGCCAGGCGACCAAGACGGAGGCCGAGUCCAUCUCGCCAGAAAUCGAACAGCAGCGCGCGACGAGCAUCCUGAAGGACUCGAACUAUAAGCGUGCUGCGCUGGCUCAGCUCGUGGUCGCCUCCAUGGAACUGUUGCGCUCGCUACCAAACGAGGCCGAGGAGAAUCUCAAAUUGCUAAUGACGCCCACCAUCAGAGAGGCGUUCCGACUCGUCCAGCUGCAGGGCAACGAGCUGAAGGUCAACCAAUUUUAGGCAAUGCUUGUUGAGUUUUAUUUUGAUCUGUAGACGCAGCUAAACAUGCCUCUACACACUCCCGGGUUCACUCACCUACUCUCGCUCUCUGUCCCUCUCUCUCACACUGUCACCCCUUCCCCCUCUCUCUAUCCCCCCCUCAAUGUCACUUGCAUAGAUAGUCUCGAUGCCAUCAAUGGCAACACUCAGGCAUUCACCAACCCAUAUCCUUGAUUAUACAAAUAUUUGGUUCAACUUAACCUACGUUUAAAGCAGAGUUUAAGUCAACUUCUAUCCACACUAACGUAAAUUUUAACUCAAACUUAAUUCAAGUUCAACAUAACCUAACUUGCGGAUAAACUUAACCCAAGCUCAAUCCAGCCUAUGAUUCAACCCAGUCCCAUUUGGAAUCAACAAUUCUAAACUUCAGUUUAGGUAAUCCUGGUUCAGUCCAAAUCAUCAAAGUUUAUGUCAACUUCAAUUCAAUUCAAUCUAACCUAAGUUUAAAGGAGCUCAAGAUCGACUUAACCUCAACGAUCUUGUCAAUCAGCUGUGUGGCUUUGCAUAACGGUUAAUUAAGGCUACGUUUUACAACGCACGCGCUCAAACUCUAUCUGUAUAUGUCUCUCUGUUUCUCUCUCUCUCGCUCUCGCUCUCUCUCUCUGUCACUAUGAAACACGCAUUCCCCAAUGCCAAUCAACCAUGUCUCUCUUUCUGCCAUUCUCGCUUCCUCCAUAGCAGGCAAAACCAUUUCAAAGUAAAAGCUCAACAUGAAAAGGCACAAAAAGUAAACAAACAAAAAAACUGAACGAAAGUACAAUUCGAAUGCUGCAAUAAGAAGAAGAAGAAACAGAAUACGUAUUAAUUAACGAAGAACUGCAGAUAAUUCCAAGUGUAAAAUGUAGUAAAACCAAAGAAGAAGAAGAUGCAGCAACGUUAGCAACGUAGUCUUGUACAUUGUAACUAUUUAGCAAAACCAAAAAAAAAAAAAAGAAAACCUUUUUGAACCACAAUUUCAACAGCCCCACAGCACGUUUACCCAUUAAUUCCAUUAUAGUCAUAGUCUUUCUCCCCCAAACUCUGUCUCUACCACACAUUCUCUCUGCUUCUCUUUUAUGUGCACCACUGUAAAGCUCUCUCUCCCUCUCUUUAUUUCUAAGUUUAUUUUAGUCGCUCUUUUUAGAGUCUAGGAGUCCAUUACGUAAUGAGAAAUCAAAAAAAAAAAAAAAAAAAAAAAAAAAAAAAAAAAAAAAAAAAAAGGAAAUUCUUUUAUAAUAGUGGAACAUGUGUACUAUAUAUCAUCGAUCGCUAUUAUGUGUUGUGCCUAAGUAGCUAACCU
This is a messenger RNA of Drosophila arizonae, 7905 nucleotides long. Its product is annotated as brefeldin A-inhibited guanine nucleotide-exchange protein 3. Gene Ontology annotation, biological process: regulation of ARF protein signal transduction. Gene Ontology annotation, molecular function: guanyl-nucleotide exchange factor activity. Lineage: Eukaryota; Metazoa; Arthropoda; Insecta; Diptera; Drosophilidae. The record is from RefSeq and is a predicted model, not a curated record.